This is a messenger RNA of Cuscuta campestris, 3304 nucleotides long. The record is from the annotation of a GenBank genome assembly. Lineage: Eukaryota; Viridiplantae; Streptophyta; Magnoliopsida; Solanales; Convolvulaceae.
CUUCGGGAAUACAAAUAUCGCAAAUAUUUAGGAACGGAGGGAGUACUAAUUAGGAAGAGCUUGAAAGGGUCGAUCUUUUUCCUCUUUUGGCACCGAAAAAUGGUGCCAUUAUCCUCUCAAGCUCUGCUUCUCAUAUUGUCUAUCUCGUUGUUCUUGAGCUUUGUUUCUUCUGCUGAGUCGGAUGAUGGGCUUGCUUUGUUGGAGAUUAAGAAGUCAAUUAGGGACGUUGACAAUAUAUUGUAUGACUGGACCGACUCACCUUCUUCAGACUACUGUUCUUGGAGAGGUGUUACUUGUGACAAUUUCACCUUCAAUGUUGCAGCACUGAAUCUAUCAGGUCUGAAUAUGGAUGGUGAGUUGUCUCCAGCAAUAGGGAAGCUGAAAAGCCUAGUGUCCAUUGAUCUGAAGCAGAACAGACUUUCAGGACAGAUUCCUGAUGAAAUUGGUGAUUGUUCGUCUCUGAUAAGCUUGGACCUGUCAUUCAAUGAGCUGUAUGGAGACAUUCCAUUCUCUAUUUCAAAGCUAAAGCAACUUGAGUAUUUGAUUCUGAAAAACAAUCACUUGAUUGGCCCGAUUCCUUCAACAUUGUCUCAGAUUCCAAACUUAAAAGUUUUGGACCUUGCACAAAACAAGUUGAGUGGAGAAAUACCGAGGCUUAUCUAUUGGAAUGAAGUUCUUCAAUAUUUGGGACUGCGAGGGAACAACUUGGUGGGUACCCUUUCAUCCGAUAUAUGCCAACUAACUGGGCUGUGGUACUUUGAUGUUCGAAACAACAGUUUGACUGGAUCAAUUCCUCAAGAGAUUGGAAAUUGCACUGCUUUCCAGGUCCUUGAUCUGUCCUAUAACAAGUUGACUGGUGAGAUACCAUUCAAUAUCGGAUUCCUGCAAGUAGCCACCUUGUCCUUGCAGGGCAAUAAACUUUCAGGGAAAAUUCCAUCUGUGAUUGGGUUGAUGCAGGCUCUUGCUGUUUUGGAUCUAAGUUGCAACAUGCUAACUGGAUCAAUUCCUCCCAUUUUUGGAAACCUAAGCUACACAGAGAAAUUGUAUUUGCAUGGAAACAAACUAAGUGGGUCCAUUCCUCCGGAGCUCGGGAAUAUGACAAAGCUCCAUUAUCUUGAACUAAAUGACAAUCAACUUAGUGGGCAUAUACCUCAAGAGCUUGGGAGGCUUACUGAAUUAUAUGAUUUAAAUGUUGCCGGCAAUCGACUUGAUGGCCCCAUUCCAGAAAACCUUAGCUCGUGUACAGAUCUGAACAGUCUCAAUGCUCAUGGGAACAAAUUGAGUGGGACCAUUCCCCGUGCAUUUCAGAAGCUCGAAAGUAUGACUUAUCUGAAUCUCUCAUCAAACAACAUUAAAGGCCCCAUUCCAAUUGAGCUGUCUCGUAUUGGAAAUCUUGAUACACUGGAUCUUUCAAACAAUAAGAUCAAUGGUUCCAUUCCAUCUCCACUUGGUGAUUUGGAACAUCUACUGAAACUGAACUUGAGCAAGAAUAAUUUAAGUGGAUAUCUACCAACUGAGUUUGGUAAUCUACGGAGCAUUGUGGAGAUUGAUGUAUCAAACAAUCAUCUCUCGGGAUCAAUACCACAAGAACUUGGUCAACUUCAAAAUCUCUACUUAUUGAAAGUGGAAUAUAACAACCUCUCAGGUGAUUUGUUGUCACUGGCUAGCUGCCUCAGUCUCAGUGUCCUAAAUGUCUCUUAUAAUAAUCUAGCAGGCGAUAUUCCAACCGACAACUUCUCAAAGUUUUCCCAUGAUAGUUUUAUAGGGAAUCCAGGUCUUUGUGGAUAUUGGAUGAGUUCCCCAUGUCAUGCACCUCUCCCAACAAUGCGAGCCACAAUAUCUAAAGCUGCCAUUCUCGGUAUUGCUUUGGGGGCUUUGGUGAUUCUCCUGAUGAUCUUAGUGGCCGUUUGGAGGCCACAAUAUCCACACACCUUUAUAGAGGGAUCCAUUGAUAAAAAGCCAGUAAGUUACUCGUCACCAAAGCUGGUCAUCCUCAACAUGAACAUGGCACUCCAUGUAUACGAUGACAUCAUGAGGACGACUGAGAAUCUGAGCGAGAAGUUCAUAAUUGGCAAUGGAGCUUCAAGCACUGUGUACAAGUGUGUUCUUAAGAACUGCAAGCCGGUUGCUGUGAAGAAACUCUACUCUCAUUGCCCACAGUACCUUAAGGAGUUUGAGACAGAACUAGAGACUGUUGGGAGCAUUAAACACCGUAACCUCGUCUCUCUGCAAGGCUAUUCCCUUUCUUCUACUGGACAUCUCCUCUUCUAUGACUACAUGGAAAACGGAAGCCUCUGGGAUUUGCUUCAUGGCCCCACUAAGAAGACAAAACUUGAUUGGGAGACUCGUCUUCGAAUUGCAUUUGGUGCUGCAGAAGGGCUUGCAUACCUCCACCAUGAUUGUAACCCAAGAAUCAUCCACCGCGACGUUAAGUCUUCAAACAUUUUGCUAGACAAAGAUUUCGAGGCUCAUUUAACCGACUUUGGGAUUGCGAAAAGUUUGUGCACAUCCAAGUCCCACACUUCAACUUAUAUAAUGGGAACCAUCGGAUACAUUGAUCCCGAAUACGCGCGCACUUCCCGCCUCACCGAAAAAUCGGAUGUGUAUAGUUAUGGAAUCGUCUUGCUCGAAUUGCUCACGGGUAGAAAAGCCGUGGAUAAUGAAUCCAACCUCCUCCAUCUGAUUUUAAUGAAGGCAUCAAACAACACAGUCAUGGAAAUGGUUGAUGAGGAGAUCUCGGCGACAUGCCGUGACCUGGGAGACAUAAAGAAGGUCUUCCAGCUGGCUCUCCUAUGCACCAAGAGACAGCCGUUGGAAAGGCCAACCAUGCACGAAGUCACUCGAGUUCUUGGGAGCCUAAUAACACCCUCUCCCAACCUGAAACCGCGGCUAAACCCAAUUCCGUCUGCCAAAGUGCAAUGCUACAUGGAUGAGUACAAGAAUCUGAGGACCCCACACCUGGUGAAUUGCCCAUCCAUGAGCACCUCAGAUGCCCAACUCUUCCUCAAAUUUGGGGAAGUGAUUUCCCAGAACAGUGCCUGAGAGAAGGAGAUUCUUGGAUAUGUUUGAGGGUUAUGUAUAAACUAUGAUUCAAGAUGGUUGCAGGUGGUGGAAAGGGUAUGAAGGUCAUUUUAGCUAACUUGUUUAGAGUGGAACACUUGAUUCAUGCAGUGUAUGUAUAUUAGUGUUUGAUUGGCUGUUUAUCAAUAUGGACUUGAGUAUGCCCUUUUUGCUCAUGCCUCUAUGUUUAAUUGUGUGACGAAACAUUACACAGGGUAUAAAUAAAUAAAAUAAUGUAUCAUUA